AUGAAAACUCUAAACUGUCCGCCGUCCAAUCGGUUUUUCCGGUCGUCGUCACUUUUUCGACACAUUAUUUUUUUCGUCGGUUUGCUAUCGUCGCCGACCACCAUUGUCACAUCGCAGACCACAGACAACACUACUGAAACGUGGUCGUAUCCCUGGAAAGGCUGGGACAUGUACGAAAAUGUCAGUAUGUCCACCGUGGACAUCAUCAAGAAAAACGGAUACGCCGCCGAGAUCCACCAUGUCAUCACGGAAGACGGUUACAUCCUUGAAUUGCAUCGCAUCCCCAGCAGCAAGAUCGGACAGAAGCCCACCAGAAAUCAUCCUGUCUUCUUCCAUCACGCGUUUCUCUCGAAUUCGGCCGGAUGGGUGCUCAGCGGAGCUAACACAUCUCUGUCCAUGCAACUCGCCGACGAAGGAUACGACGUGUGGUUGGCAAACAGUCGUGGUAACACUUAUAGUAGAAAACACGUGUCACUGAACUACAAGCAAAAAUCUUAUUGGAAUUUCAGUUUACACGAAAUUGGAGCGUAUGAUUUGCCGGCUGCGUUCGACUAUAUCCUGAUGAAAACAAACUCCUCGCAACUCCACUACAUAGGUUAUUCCAUGGGCACUACUGUGUUUUUCAUCAUGGCUUCGUCAAGACCCGAAUAUCAGUCGAAAAUCCGAUCUCAAAUAAGUCUCGCACCGGUAGCGUAUUUCACUCACUUGAGGUCACCGAUAAGACACGUGGCUCCAUAUGCCAGAAUGAUGAACAUCGCUUACCAGAGAAUGACGAACGGAAUGGUUCUGCCGCAGACGAGGAUGAAAAAGAUUUUCGCAUCGACCGUUUGUGCGGGGAAAAUGACGCAGAAACUGAUAUGCCAAAGGGGAUUCAUGUUUUUCAUCUGUGGCAGUGACCCGAAAUACUUUAAUACCAAAUUGAUCCCGCUGAUCAUGGGACACUUUCCGUCGGGAACGUCGUCCAUGGUUCCCGAGCAUUUCGCGCAGAUCAAAUUGAAAGACGCUUUUGGUCGGUACGAUUACGGUCCGGUCACUAACAUGGAAAGGUACAAUUCUACCGAACCUCCCAAGUACGAUCUGACAUCGAUCCAGGUGCCCAUCACGUUGAUGUACGGGAAGAACGACUUGGUGGCCGACGUCGAGGACGUGAUGAAAUUGAAAUCACAACUGCCCAGACUGAUGGAUGCCGUGAUGAUCGACAAUCCGUACUUCAACCACUUGGACUUUAUGUGGAGCAUAGAAGUCAACGAACGGGUGAACGAUCCGGUCAAGGAAACGCUGCGGAAGACCGACAAUAUGGACUGGGAGUACUCGGGGCCAAAUCUUUCGCAGUCGAAGGAUAUUUUCAAUGUCAGUGGCAAUGUCAGCGAUGGCUAUAUCGGUGCCAGUGGAAAUGUCAAUAUCAACGGCAGUGGACAUUUCAGUAUCAGUGGCAGUGGGCAUUUCAAUAUCAGUGACCGCGAUGAAAAUUUAAAUACUAGUGACAGUGGAAAUGUCAAUAUCAGCGACAGUGGACAUUUCAGUAUCAGUGACCGCGGUGAACAUUUAAAUACCAGUGACAGUGGAAAUUUAAAUAUCAGUGGCAGUGGGCAUUUCAAUAUCAGUGAUAGUGCAGGCGAUGUCGGUGGCAGUGGAGGUAGCACUGGCAAUAUCAGUGGAAGUGUUUCGCCGUCGGAUUUGGAUUACUUUGCGAAAAACUUGGGCAAGAUAAUCGCGGACGCCAUGCCCAAGCCGAUGGAUCGCGAAGGUGAUGCAGCCGAAUUCGAACGGGAACGGAUCCUGCAAGAGACAUUGUUGGCGGACUCCAUCGAUUUCGUUCGGUCGGUCCAAAAGAAGUAUGGAUCGAAGCUGGUCUGGCAAGAGUCGUCGACGCGUGCCUCAGGUGACCGUUGGAGAAUCGAACAGGUCGUCACAAGCCCGAAUGACGCUGUCUGA
Messenger RNA from Macrosiphum euphorbiae (potato aphid), 1935 nucleotides. Lineage: Eukaryota; Metazoa; Arthropoda; Insecta; Hemiptera; Aphididae. The record is from the annotation of a GenBank genome assembly.